AUGGUGGGAUUGCAAGUAUGGCGAGGUGCGUUCUUAUUGGGUGAUCUCAUAAUACAUUUGGGUGAUAGUUUGAAUGGAAAGUCAAUCAUGGAACUUGGAGCUGGUACAGGAUUGACGAGCUUUGUUGCCGCUAUUUAUGCUAAAAGUGUUGUUUGUACUGAUAUAAAUAUGGGAGGUAUACUGGAUUUAAUAAAAUUAAAUGCGAAAUAUAAUACGAAACUUAUUAAAUCUCAGUUCAAAGUUAUGCCACUGGAUUUCACUGACACUGAUUGGGACGGGGCUCUGUUGAAUGAAAUUAGAAAAACAGAUAUUUUUAUUGCAGCAGAUGUGAUUUACGAUGACGAUGUAACGGCAGCAUUCGUGUCGACCAUAGAGAAGAUAUUGAAUAUAGAACCGCCAAAAACUAUAUACAUAGUGUUAGAAAAACGUUAUGUGUUCACGAUAGAACAUAUGGACUCAGUGGCGCCGUGUUACGAAACAUUCCUAUCAUUGUUAGACAAAGUGAAGUUAAAUAGUAAAUGGACGAUAGAAAACAUACCUUUAGAUUUUCCCAAAUAUUUCACGUACGACCGGGUCAAGGAACUGGUCUGUUGGAAAAUCACAUCAAAUAGUACAACAAAAUAA
Molecule: messenger RNA, 624 nt
Organism: Danaus chrysippus (African queen)
Lineage: Eukaryota; Metazoa; Arthropoda; Insecta; Lepidoptera; Nymphalidae
Source: the annotation of a GenBank genome assembly